Messenger RNA from Osmerus eperlanus (European smelt), 2349 nucleotides. RefSeq names its product alkB homolog 8, tRNA methyltransferase (gene alkbh8). Gene Ontology annotation, biological process: tRNA wobble uridine modification; tRNA methylation. Gene Ontology annotation, cellular component: nucleus; cytoplasm. Gene Ontology annotation, molecular function: S-adenosylmethionine-dependent methyltransferase activity; tRNA (5-carboxymethyluridine(34)-5-O)-methyltransferase activity; tRNA binding. The record is from RefSeq and is a predicted model, not a curated record. The coding region runs from base 25 to 2121 and encodes 698 amino acids. NCBI's taxonomy places the organism in Eukaryota, Metazoa, Chordata, Actinopteri, Osmeriformes, Osmeridae. The transcript is spliced from 12 exons.
CAGGCGGACACUGGUAGUUGUAGCAUGGAGCCCUGUUUAGAAAACGUCAAAUCGUCAAGAAAAAGUAAAGAGGAAAAGAAACUCCUCCGGAAACAAAUUAAGGCCAGUCAUGUUUUACUGAAACAUGAGGGCAUAAGUACAGUAUCUCAGCCCACACAGAGUCUGGUGGUCGCUAACGGUGGGCUUGGCAAUGGAGUGAGUCGCGAACAGCUGUUAGCAGUCCUAAAGGAAGGGGGGGAGGUAGAGACCCUCGUCAUGCCCCCACACAAACCCUACGCCUUAGUCACCUACAGGUCGCAGGACUGCGCUCAGAGAGCACACGCCCUCCUUAACAGUAGACAGCUGUGCUGCGGAGACCAUAGUGUUGCUCUGUAUCUCAGCUUUAUCGACUCAGUGGCCAGCGAGAGGGAGGCGUGUGUGUCCCUUCCCCCAGGGUUGCUUGUUGCAGAGGACUACGUGACUCCAGAGGAAGAGGCUGUUCUUCUGGAUGCCAUAGACUGGUCGUCCCACGAUGAUGAUGUCACAGCUCAGAAAGCUCUGAAGCACAGGAGAGUGAAGCAUUAUGGCUACGAGUUUCGCUAUGACAACAACAACGUUGAUAAAGACAAACCUUUGCCUGGAGGUCUUCCACACCCGUGCGUAUCAGUUCUGGAAAGAUGUAUGAAUGAUGGUCAUGUUUCCUCUAUGCCAGACCAGUUGACAGUAAACCAGUACCAGUCUGGACAAGGAAUCCCUCCUCACGUGGAUACUCACUCUGCCUUUGAGGACUCAAUCCUCUCCCUAAGUCUGGGAGCCAAGACUGUGAUGGAGUUCCGGCACCCCGACGGUCGCCAGGUUGCCGUGGUGUUGCCAGGGCGGAGCCUCUUGGUGAUGAAGGGAGAGAGCAGAUCCCUGUGGACUCAUGGGAUCACCCCCAGGAAGUUUGAUGUGGUCCCGGCCUGCGACCCACAAUCCCGUGCCGCCGUGACCUCUGACCUCAGUAACCAUGGUAACUUGACCCUGAGCAAGAGGGGCACCAGGACCUCCCUGACCUUCCGGAAGAUCCGCUUCACCCCAUGUGACUGUGCCUUCCCCUCCGCCUGCGACAGCCAGCGCCCCGCCCCCGCCUCGCCCCCCUCCCUCCCCCGCUGCCCCUCCGAGGCCGCUCGUCUGGAGGAGCAGUACGUGCACCGCGUCUACGACAGCAUCGCCGCCCACUUCAGCGGCACGCGCCACUCCCCCUGGCCGCGCGUCUGCCACUUCCUGGCCGCGCUCCCGCCCGGAAGCCUCGUGGCCGACGUGGGCUGCGGCAACGGGAAGUACCUGGGGGUCAACCCGGACGUGAUCACGGUGGGCUGUGACCACAGCAGUGUGCUGGUCCAGAUCUGCUUAGAGAGAGGACACUUGGCGUUUGUGUCGGACGCCCUCAGUGUUCCCCUACGCAGCGAGAUCUACGACGCCUGCAUCUCCAUAGCUGUCAUACACCACUUCUCCACACAGGAGCGGAGGUUGGCGGCGGUAAGGGAGCUAACCAGGCUGUUGAAGCCGGGAGGCAGGGCCCUGAUCUACGUCUGGGCUCUGGAGCAGGAGCACAACAAGCAGAGGUCCAAGUACCUCCGAGAGCCCCAGGGUCCUUCAGGCACCGCCUCGGACGCCUCCAUAGUGGACUCCAUUCAGGAGACUGGACGGCCCACAGGCAAUGGUCAGGUCUACAAAGAGCACCCUGCUGGUACGGAGGACACCUCCGUCCAGGUGUCUCCUGGGAAAGAAAGUUCUACCAAGUUGAGUGUCCACACCAACCGCACCGCCUUCAACUCCCAGGAUCUGCUUGUCCCCUGGCACCUGAAGGCCGGAGGGGAGGAAAGGAGGAGGAAAGAGGGUGUAAAGGGGGAGAAUGGUGGGGGAGGAGGACCCAGAAACACUCCUGAGCCCUGUUCUAAUGCUGACCUCCACACCUCUGUCUCCAGUCCUGACCCCAGCCCAAAGACCGGGCCUGUGUUCCACCGCUUUUACCACGUGUUCCAGCAGGGGGAGCUGGAGGGGCUGUGUGGCAGGGUAAGAGGGGUGAGGGUGGAGAGUAGCUACCAUGACCAGGGCAACUGGUGUGUCAUACUGGAGAAGACUACUGGAGACUGCUUAUAACAGGACUGAUGGAGAACACAACCCAGAGACUGUGCCGCCACGUUCCCUAGGAGGUAUAAAUAACGUUUUUUCAUCCAAUUGAAUUUGAGAACAUGCGCCUGUGCUUGUCAGAGAAACACAAUUAUAUGGCCUAAUGAUGCGUUUUAUCGUCACUGAUUACUUUUGAUGAUUGGAGAAACUUGGAAAGAUUACAUGUCCUUCAAAUAAAUGUGGAGGGGAUGAAAGGUU